AUGGCCACCGUCAACCAAGCAGCCCAGACGCUCAAAGCCCUCCACAAGCCCGGAUCCCCCCUCGUCCUCUCCAACAUCUGGGACACCUCCUCCCUCAACGCCAUCGUCUCCCUCAACUCAGAAUCCUCCAAGCCCGUCAAGGCGCUAGCAACAGCCUCAUGGGCCAUUGCCGCCUCCCUCGGCAUCAAGGAUGAAGAGCUCACCAUGUUUCAGAACCUCGAGGCCAUCUCCCACCUCGCUCCCCUCGCAGAAAAGGCCGGUCUUCCCCUGUCGGUCGACCUGCAGGACGGCUACGGAGACUACAUCAUUGCUGCCGUCACGGCGGCCGUGGAGUACGGCGCUGCGGGCGCCAACAUUGAGGACAGCAUUCCGUCGGCCGGCUUCGGCAAGGGCAUCGACGGCUCUCUCUACAAGCUCGAUGAUCAGGUCGCUCGGCUCAAGCGUGCCUUUGACGCCGCCAAGGCUGCCGGUGCGCCGGACUUUGUCGUCAAUGCUCGGUGUGACGUUUUCCGGCUAGAGGAUUCUGCGUUGAGCCACGAGGCUCGCCUAGCCGAGGCCAUCAGGCGCGGCAAAGCAUAUCUCGAGGUUGGUGCCACCACCAUCUUCUUUUGGGGCGGGCCUGGACAGGGCUUGAGCAGCGAGACUGUCAAGACGCUGGUCAAGGAGCUGGACGGAAAGGUCGCUGUCAUACUGUCUAGACAACCGGGGGGUCUCACCACGAGUGAGCUUGCUGGUCUGGGGGUUGCGAGGAUCAGCGUCGGGCCGAGUCUGUACAUUGCUGCGCUGGAAGCCAUCAAGUCCAAGGCUUUGCAGAUGUACUCGGGAGGUGGCCUGGCAUGA
This is a messenger RNA of Trichoderma reesei QM6a, 840 nucleotides long. RefSeq lists its product as uncharacterized. The record is from RefSeq and is a predicted model, not a curated record. Lineage: Eukaryota; Fungi; Ascomycota; Sordariomycetes; Hypocreales; Hypocreaceae. Gene Ontology annotation, molecular function: catalytic activity. The transcript has a single exon. The coding region runs from base 1 to 840 and encodes 279 amino acids.